AGUGCUCCCUUACCCUGGUAAGCCAUAUUGAAACCGGAGGGCGGCAGGUGUCCGGAGUUCGCCUAUUAGGAACUCAUCUUAACCCAAUGAGCUACUCAAAGAGGAAGUUCUUCGGCAUAGGAUGUUCCACCUUGAACUAGGGGGUUUUUGAUGAGGUUGUCUCCUCUCGAUCCGGCCAAUUAAGGCAAGAUCCCCCGCAAACAAGUUUGCAUGGUUUGUCAACUGCCGCCAGUCCUUGACUGUCCGGUAAAGUUGGCGCCGUUAAUCCUGUGCAGGCCCUUAGCCACGACACUACAGCUGGGCAGGAGAAGUUGGUCCGCGGUGGGAUUUUGGAAGGCUACCAGUAGUGUUUUUAAGACUACGAGCCAACUUAUAGUCCCACAGUCCUCAGCUUCAUUUGUAAUCAUUAGCAGAAGGACCCCUCCUAUCCGCCACCUGGAGACGCGCCUGGUUGGUACUUCACCCCAAUGGCCAGGAAAUUGAAGCAUACAUUAAUUGUCUCCAGGAUGCCAAAUCAUAUCGACCAAUCAGAGUGCAGCGCAUCUCCCGCCAAAACUUUAUCUUCUCUCUGGCCAACUUUUCCCGGGACCGCGUUAUACUCGAACGAACUUCUUCAUGUAAUGUUACCAAAGAUCCUCUUGAUGAUACUGAGUUACCUUCGAAUGUAUUACCUACAAGUUCGAAAUUUCGCAUUUCUGUUCGUUAUUUCAUUAAAUUACGAAAACAGCGAUUAUUAUCGCUUAUAUACAGAUUGUCAAAGAAGGUAUGAUUUUACCGACACUAAUAGAUAUAACUGGGGCGAUGGAUUUGAAAACGAAUCCAAAAUUGGACGAGUUUGAAAUUGAUGUAGAAAUUGACCAACUAUUCAAUUUGUCGAGUGAUGUUUUGAAUUUAUCGUUUAUCAAUGCCUCUGUAUAUUGAAGGUUGCGUAUCAAAUUUCAGUUGUAUUAACUAAAAGCAAAAUGAGUGUCCCCUAUAAAUCUAUAAUGAUUCAAGGUAGAGUUCAUU
This is a messenger RNA of Coccinella septempunctata (seven-spotted ladybird), 1008 nucleotides long. RefSeq lists its product as uncharacterized. The record is from RefSeq and is a predicted model, not a curated record. The transcript is spliced from 2 exons. Bases 468 to 839 code for a protein of 123 amino acids. Lineage: Eukaryota; Metazoa; Arthropoda; Insecta; Coleoptera; Coccinellidae.